Daktulosphaira vitifoliae (grape phylloxera) is the source of this 802-nucleotide messenger RNA. RefSeq lists its product as uncharacterized. Bases 81 to 572 code for a protein of 163 amino acids. The record is from RefSeq and is a predicted model, not a curated record. The transcript has 4 exons. NCBI's taxonomy places the organism in Eukaryota, Metazoa, Arthropoda, Insecta, Hemiptera, Phylloxeridae.
AAAUACGUUUUUUUUUUAGUUUAUAAACCUAUGACUUCAGCUUUUUUGAAACUUUAGUUCAAGAUUUCUGAAAAGUCAAAAUGUAUUCAACAUAUUUUAAGGCCAUCUACAAUUGUGCAUAUCUAAUAGUGUUAGUAUUGGCAAAUGAUUACCAAGAAAACUUGAAAAAAACCCGAGAAAAUUUCGAAAUAGCAAUAUUUGAAUUAAUGAAUUGCUUAAAUCAAAGAGCCAUGGGUCAUAAAGUAAACGAAACAGGGUGGUGUUCAAGGGAAGUAACAGAUUUAUUAAGUGAAGCCAGAAUAUUACAUGUAAUUGGCGUGUUCACGGAUGAAGAUAUGGAAUUAGAAAUAGGACACUAUAUCUGUAGUAUAUCUAAAACAGAAAUUAAAGCAAUGUUUUCUGGAGGGGAUAUUUAUAAUAAGUGUGUAACUUUUACUAAGGAAUGUGGUGCUGAAUACAGAAGGGUGUUAUAUUUAGAAAAAGAAAAUACUGUCUCUAUAGUUGAAAGAUUUAAAUCAUUCGUCAAAGACAUAAAAAAAAAAUGGAGUAAAAAAUCUUCACAAGAAAAUUGAUAUCUGAUACAAGAAAAAACAAUUAAAAUUGCAAAAAAAAAAGAAUAUUUUAAUAUUUUAAAAAUAAGUUUACAUUUCAAUAACAAUCACUGGUGAAAAAUAUUGUUUAUUAUUAUUAAGUAAUAGUAACUUAAUUGCUAUUAAGUUAAUUAUUAGUUUUACAUUUGGUAAAAUAUUAAAUAUUUUGUCUAACUAAAUUUGGUAUUACACAAAGAAGUCAGAAUUUGGUA